Messenger RNA from Drosophila innubila, 850 nucleotides. RefSeq names its product ER membrane protein complex subunit 7 homolog (gene EMC7). Gene Ontology annotation, cellular component: EMC complex. The transcript is spliced from 3 exons. Lineage: Eukaryota; Metazoa; Arthropoda; Insecta; Diptera; Drosophilidae. Gene Ontology annotation, molecular function: carbohydrate binding. Bases 1 to 723 code for a protein of 240 amino acids. The record is from RefSeq and is a predicted model, not a curated record.
AUGUGCUAUAAACUGCUUAUAAUUGCACUACUUAUUGGCCUAAGUAGUUGUGAAGUCGUCAUCGGCCAGGAUGAGCUCGUCGACGAAGUAUCCGGCUACUACACAAUCGAGGGCAAAGUGUAUGCGCCGGAGAUUGGGCCCGGAGCUAACCAGGGAUUCGCAGUCACAUUGCCCAGUGGAAACAAGUGGCAGACGGAUCUGUCCAUAAGCAUCAACAACGGAGAGUACAAGGGCUUUGUGCGCGAGGAUGGACAGUUCAUAAUCAGUGGAGUUCCCUCUGGAAGUUACGUACUCGACAUUUACCACCCUGACAUAUUCUAUGAGCCCGUGCGCGUGGAGAUCAAUCCAAAGGGCAAGUUCCGGGCACGAAAAGUGAACUACAUUCAACCGGCGCAGGUUGUCCAAGUGCCAUAUCCACUGAGGAUGAAGCCGCUCAUGCGAUUCAAAUAUUUCCAGACGCGUGAGCAAUGGAAGAUCACCGACUUCCUGUUCAGCCCCAUGGUAUUAAUGAUGGCCUUGCCCUUGUUGCUGAUGUUGGUACUGCCUAAAAUGAUCAAUGAUCCCGAGACAAAGAAGGAAAUCGAGAACAUGCAGUUCUCAAAGAUGACCAACGAUAUGCCGGAGAUCAGUGAAAUGCUGACAUCAUUCCUCGCAGGAAAACAGCCAGAGCCGAAGGAGAAGAAGCCAGUUACGGCCAGCAAACAAACAAAAAAACGCAAUUAAGAUGUGUUCCUUCAUUGCCAGUGGAAGGGAACUAGAAAAGUAAUUUGAUGAAGCCCUAAGCUAAUAGAGAAACUACUCUCAGUUUAUAGUCAAAUAUCGAAACAUAAAUAAAAACUUUCAUACCAAA